Messenger RNA from Coregonus clupeaformis (lake whitefish), 427 nucleotides. RefSeq names its product probable H/ACA ribonucleoprotein complex subunit 1. The record is from RefSeq and is a predicted model, not a curated record. The coding region runs from base 71 to 313 and encodes 80 amino acids. Lineage: Eukaryota; Metazoa; Chordata; Actinopteri; Salmoniformes; Salmonidae. The transcript is spliced from 5 exons.
UUUAUGUACAGUCCUUCAACUUCCAGUACCAGUCUAUUUUCAGUGCCAACCCUUGUCUGAGAAAGUAAAAAUGAGUGAUCCAGCAAAGACACCGGUGGAGCCCGCCGCUGGGUCUGAUGACGGAAAGAAGGGAAAAGGUGGAAAAGGCCAUGCGCAUGGAAAAGGAGGCGAGCAUGGAGGAGAUCAUGGAGGCGACCAUAAAGGAAAAGCAGGAGACCACGGAGGAAAAGGAGGAGACCACGGAGGAAAAGGAGGAGACCACGGAGGAAAAGGAGGAGACCACGGAGGAAAGGGAGGUCGUGGCGGACAUUAAAGAUUGACUCAUACUACCUUUGCAUCUGUUGUCAUCACUGUAAUUAUUUAAAAAAUGUUGAGCGAUUUAUUAAAGUUUACAAAUCUAUAAUAAAACCUACUUAUAAAACAGCCA